CUUGUUAUUCAAAUUAACUUACACACGUACUCAAUUGCACAACUUCUAGAAGGAAGCUGGCGUGACUUAGGUAUUGUGAAUAUUGGGACUUGCGCAGGACGCUAUUUCAUAAAUGUGGAAAAGUGACGUGUUUGUACGCUCAAUCCCCAGUUUGGGGAUAAGAAGUCUGCAGUUCGCCGUUUCAAUGAGAAAAAUAUCUUCGUGUCAUAUUUCAGGAAGAGACUUGAGCAGUAACAUUCACCAAUUUCAUCGAAUAAGAACAAUGAGCACCAAGACAGGAGACAAUAAUGGAAGUGGUGGCGUAGGGUCCGAACACAAACUUGGGCACGAACAUGAACAUGAACAUGAACAUGGACAUGAACACGAACACUCGCACAAUAAUAGUCAUGAAGAACAUACCCAUGGCCACACCCAUGCAGGCGGAGCUAGUCUAUUCACCCAUUCACAUUCUCACCAUCAACCGAAUGAAUUAUUAGCUACUGGUAAGGGUAGUUUCAAUAAUCCAGCGGUUCGAAUUACUUGGAUUGGCCUCUUGGUAAAUGUUGGAAUGGCAAUCACCAAAGGGGUUGGGGGUGUUUAUUUUCAUUCACAGGCCCUUGUAGCUGACGCUAUCCACUCCGUUUCUGAUAUGGUUGCUGACUUUUUGACAUUAGCAACAGUUAACAUGGCUUACAAAACAGGUACUCCUACGAAGUUUCCAUUAGGAUAUGGCAAAAUUGAAACUGUAGGUUCCUUGAUGGUAAGUACUGUCCUUUUAGUCGCUGGUAUUUCUGUAGGAUGGUCUUCUCUUUUACUGAUCUUUGAAUAUGUACUCCCUGCUUAUAUCUAUGAUUAUGCUUCAAUGAUCCAAAUUGGCCAUUCACAUUCUCAUUCACAUACACAAGUACAAACACAUUCUCAUUCCCAUGCAACUACCGAUGUUGGUAUUUCAAACUCAGAUCUCGAUACCCCUUUGGCAUCUUCUCUUUCAGCAUCUCCAGUUAUCCAUGGUGCUUGGAUUGCCGGUGCUUCAAUUUUGGUGAAAGAAAUCCUUUUCAAAAAGACUAUGAAGAUUGCAGAACAAACUAACUCAAAAGUUUUAGUUGCAAAUGCAUGGCAUCAUAGGGUGGAUUCCCUCACCUCAAUGGUUGCACUUUUAACCAUUACUGGAAGUUUCCUUUUUAAUGUUGCAUGGUUGGAUUCUAUUGGUGGGUUAUUCGUGUCCAUCUUAAUUAUCAGAACCGGAUGGAGUACAUUCUUAACUUCUUGGUACGAGCUAAUUGAUCGAGGCGAACCAGUAGAAAGUGAAGCUUAUAUCAAGAUCAAUAAUAUUGCUAAGCAAGAAGUUCAAGAUGUCACCAAGGGAGGAUUCAUUGUUAAUAAACUAUCAGUGAUGACAUCAGGAGCAAGCUCGAAUAUUUAUAUCACACUUAGUGAAACCGAUGCUAAACAAUACCUGCUUGAAGAAUUAAAUGCCAUUGAAGCUCAACUUGUGGAGUCCAUCAAGAGAGAUGAUAAAUUCAUUAAAAACAUAUUUAUCUUGUUCAAGGCAAAGGGAAUUAUGGAGACAAAGUAGACGUAUAGUUUAGUCUCAUUCAAUUUAGAUUACAAUAUAUAUAUAUUUAAAAUAUACAAUCAAUAAAAUAACGGUUCUUUUCUAAAUUUAUGUACAAGGAUAUAAAAU
Molecule: messenger RNA, 1663 nt
Organism: [Candida] anglica
Lineage: Eukaryota; Fungi; Ascomycota; Pichiomycetes; Serinales; Debaryomycetaceae
Source: the annotation of a GenBank genome assembly